Tilletiaria anomala UBC 951 is the source of this 1179-nucleotide messenger RNA. RefSeq lists its product as uncharacterized. The coding region runs from base 1 to 1179 and encodes 392 amino acids. The record is from RefSeq and is a predicted model, not a curated record. The transcript has 5 exons. NCBI's taxonomy places the organism in Eukaryota, Fungi, Basidiomycota, Exobasidiomycetes, Georgefischeriales, Tilletiariaceae.
AUGGCGAAUGCAUCCUUUCCCGAAUGGUUGCUGUGGGCAUCGUCUCUCUCUUCCACCUUGCAAGCGAGUGAUAUCCAUCUCAUCGCAGUGCAGUCAUCGAGCCAGAACAGUGCAGCACCCCUACACAGCGGUGCCCCAUUUCAGCAUCCAUCAAGCAACUCUGCAAUCAAUGACUUCCUCAUGCUACCUCGAAGCAAGGGUCUUCGUCCUGCACUCAGCGGCCACACACAGCCCAAGUUCGAGUAUGAAUGCAUCUUCAUUGAUCUCGAGGCCCACAGGCCAGACGAGGUCGUGGUGGAGAUGAAGCCCAUGGCAUCUGACCUUCGUCCCUUCCCCCUUACCCCCGCAAGCCCGAUGUACCGUACACGCCGCCCUUGCGCCGCGUCUAUGGACAAUCACUUUACAACCACAUCGACUUGGGGCGUGGCGACCGGUGUGCUUCCCAGCACCUUCCCCGUCAUUCUCGACCACGGAGGUGCCAGCGUCAUCCAUUGCAUCCCACCCAACUACAAGGGCUCAGAGCUGCAAGGUCGCGAUGCUGUCCUACGCGGUGCCAGCAGCGCAUUUGCGCCUCGUCCAACUUGCGGCCCGUCUAAAUUCUCGGCACCGAGAUGGUCAGCGUCAGGGAGCACGAGCUUUUACAUGGGCGGCUCCAGCAAGAAGGUCCGCACAGACGUCUUCAUGCAAUGCUUGAUGAGCGAGUACGCCAUGUUGCCCGCUGAAAUUCUUCCUGUGGAGUACGCAGACACGAAGUCCACGACAUCCACCUGCAUCAUCGAACUCGGCGGCAUGGGCUUCGCUUCAUUGGCCGGCGCCACACCGUGCAACUUCGAUACGGUCAUCAUCUUCAACCUGGUCGAUGACCGGAUCGCACUCGCCCAGAAACACAGCACGACGCAUACCAUAAGCAUCAGGCAGGCAGAUGAGGUGGUCAAGGAGAUAAAGGCGCUCACCCUUGGCAGUGCCGGCGUCCAGUGCGUCUUCGAGGCGACCAGCGUGCCCAGGCUGACGGCAGUGCUCAAAGGAGAGACGACCUCGCCGUCGCUCACGCCGUGCAUCGUCACCUUCUUCACGAGCCGCCACUUUGACUUCAUCACGGACAUCGCUAAGACGUACAAGCCGAGUGAGAUGGAGCAGGCGCUGGCAGGCCGACAUGCCUACAAGAAAAUCAAGCCCUAA